This is a messenger RNA of Helianthus annuus (common sunflower), 324 nucleotides long. RefSeq names its product protein NRT1/ PTR FAMILY 3.1-like. Gene Ontology annotation, cellular component: plasma membrane. Lineage: Eukaryota; Viridiplantae; Streptophyta; Magnoliopsida; Asterales; Asteraceae. Gene Ontology annotation, molecular function: transmembrane transporter activity. The record is from RefSeq and is a predicted model, not a curated record. Gene Ontology annotation, biological process: transmembrane transport. The transcript has a single exon. Bases 1 to 324 code for a protein of 107 amino acids.
AUGAUCAGUUACUUGACACAACAACUUCAUAUGCCGAUGACCGAAGCCGCUAACACGCUCACCAACUUCGGUGGCACCACAAGUUUGACACCUAUGCUCGGGGCCUUUAUAGCCAAUUCUUUUGAAGGACGAUUUUGGACCAUCACAGUUGCUUCCAUAAUUUAUCAAAUUGGUAUGGUAUCACUAACACUAUCAGCAAUACUACCAAAGUUAAGACCACCACCAUGCCAAAAUGGACAACUACGCCAAGAAGCUGAUAAUGGUCAACUAGCAAUCUUAUACAUAUCCCUUUUGCUAACCGCAAUCGGGUCGGGUGGGAUCUGA